AUGUGUCAUGUCCCCCCCCUGGUUUGUGGUGUAUGUGGCCUGUCCUGUGUGGGUGUGUGCUGGUCCCCCACUGUUUGUGUGAGUGGUGUGCUUGUUUUCUUUUUGUGUGUUUGGUGUGUGCUGGUCCCCCCUCUCCCUGGUGUGGUGGGUUAUGUUGAUGGUUGUGGGCGGUUGUGGCUUUUCUCCUGUGUGUGUUGGGGUGCUUGGCUGUGUGUGUGGUGCAUGUGCUUCUGGGUGUGUUGUGGUUGUGUUGUUCUGUCCUUUUUGUGUGUUGUGGUCUGUACCCCCCCUGUUUGUGUGGGGGAGCCUGUUUUCCUGGUUGGUGUGGUGGUUAUGAUGUUGCGUGUGCGGUUCCUGUUGUGUGGUGGUGCCAUUGGCGGUCUCCUGUGGUUGUGUUGUGUGUUGUGUGUGACCUUGGUACCCCCCCCCCUUGUUGUGUUUGUGGUGACUGUCCUGUGUGGUGUGUUAUGUGAAAAAAUGUGGUGGCGUGGGCUGUCUGUGGGUUGGUUGGUGGUGACCCCCCUGUCGGUUGUGUGUUGGUGGGCAAAUGGUUGGCUUGUGUGUGUGCGUGAUUGUGGUGUGUGUAUGUGCUGUGUUUGUGGGGUGGUGGUGGUGUGGUAUGUGAUGGUUGUGUGUCUGUAA
Molecule: messenger RNA, 642 nt
Organism: Knipowitschia caucasica
Lineage: Eukaryota; Metazoa; Chordata; Actinopteri; Gobiiformes; Gobiidae
Source: the annotation of a GenBank genome assembly